ACUCUUGCAGAUCUAUGACUAGUAAAUACAUCUCAGAACCACCUAUUAUAUUAAUGCAAACUUCAACAAAUUUUUGGUCCAGUUAUGUAACUAUGUAGAUAUGCAUGUUAUGUAGCUGAAACAUUACUGUUGAAAUAUGGAACAAGGAAUUUUGGCCUUGUGUCGCUUCAAAUAACCAAUAAUUUGCUUUUACAUUUAUCUUUUCCUUCCCCUUUCUGGCUGAAUGUAUGGAUAAAUCUUAAAUACAUAUGUUAUGAUAGAAACCUUGGAGCGGUUAGACUUUUUUUCUAAUGGGUUGGACCAGCUCUUUGUCGAUUGGGGUCAGGCAUUUUCAGUUUUCAGGUUGCAACAUGGCUCUGAUGCCAUGAAUCCAUGAAAGAUUCCCAUCUUAUAACCAAUUGAUUUUAGAAUGAAACCCUAUGGUUUUUUAUCAUGUUUUUUACUCUGGUACAAAUAUCGUGAUGCAGUAUUUUAUUAUGGUUGUUUUGUGAGGUAAUAAUAUGAAACAUUUGCUUUUCGGCAUAAUAUUUUGUGCAGUGUUGUUUUGUGAGGUAAUGAGGAGAGAAUAAAGUAAGAGAGAGGAAACACAGAUAGAGUAUUUGGAUAUGUAGGAACAUCACUAUGCUUGGGCACAGUAAGGUAUUCAAGGGUAAAAAGACUGAGAUAGGGACAUGUUUAUAAGCAGUGAAUUUCAGGUAGGAAUAAACAUUAUACACACACUUAAUAAUCUAAAACGCUCAAGUGGUAGUUACGUAAUGGCAGAAAAAAGUAGGAUGGUUAUUGCUUGCUGCUUGUAGCAUGGGCAAAAUACAGAUUCUAAGGAUUGCAUGUAUGAAGCCAGGAUACUACUACUAAAGAUUUAAUAAUUAUCAAGUAGAUAUGGGUUCAUACUUGUAUUUCUGCAAACAAUGGAUUGGAAGCUGUCAGAUACUAUUCACUUUGCUGUUAUUGAGCUUCAAAACCGAGAAAGAUAAGCCUUGUUGGGGGGUACUAAAUACAGCCAUGAACACAGAAAAAGAAUACAAAUAUAAGAAGCUGGUGGGCAACAUCUAACUGAACCUUGGGCAACUUUACUAAAUUUCAUUGGAUAUAACUAUACAUUUCUGUCAUUUCUAUGUGACAGCAGUGCAUGAAAAAUUAGAUCAACGAAUUUACAGCAAUGGCCCCAGAUUGAGUUCGCAGUACAUGUAUAAUACAAAUGUGUUAACAAUUUUAAACAAGCAAAUGACAAUGCGAUCCCCUCUGAGCAUUAAUCCUCAUAUGUCUACAAUAUUAGGUUUAUUUGUACAAAGUAAACACGAAUAGACAUGUUAAAAUAAAGUUGAAUUAUAAUGAAUUGGAAAAUAAGGUAUUGGAUUAUUUCCAUUACAAAGGCGCUAACAAAUUACCUUAUUUUGGAUUUUUGGCAAAUUAUAGUACUACAUAUUUUUGGGUUUACACUAUUACAUACCCAAAUCCCAAUUUGAGAUUUGAAGAAUGUAAAAAGUGAUUUGAUGUUUUAGAAUAAAAUGAGUUUGAAUAUUAUGUAAAUUGUUGAAGAUGCUCUAAGAUAACUCGUGGUAAUGAAUAAUUUUAGGCAAAAUUAUGAAAGUAACUAUGCUUAGUUAUGUUUCGUUAAGUUAUUUUCUUAGGCAAAUCAAGCGUACAUUCUACAACAGUAAUGCUAAUCACCUAUUUUGUCUUCAACACCCAGAUUCAACAUAAGCAACAAAAGUGGAUUGAGCAUAUUUAAAAAUUUCAGUGUGAUUGCAUUGGAGUGAUCUAAGUGAAGGAGAAGACAGCUAUAUAUGGCCGGAUCAUCAACUCGUCCGAUUGGCAACAAGAAGUAGUAUAUGCCAAUAAUUGACGUUGCAUACAAGGGAGAAGACGACGCAGAGAAGGGUGCGACAAUGCCAUCGGAGAUGAAAGGGAAAGGAGGUGUCCGAGCUGCAUCUUUCAUUUAUGGUUUGGCUGCAUUGGAAAAUAUGGGUUUCGUAGCGAACAUGAUGAGCUUGGUCCUCUACUUCAUGUUCAAGCUAUAUUUCGAUCUCCCCACAGCUGCUAACACUUUCACUAACUUGAUGGGAACUACAUUUCUACUAUCUGUAGUUGGUGGCUUCAUCUCCGACACUUUUAUUAACAGGUUCCACACCUCCAUCAUUUUUGGGGCACUUGAACUCAUGGCUCUAGUAAUGCUGACCAUUGAAGCUCACUCCGAACAUUUGCUACCUUCAUUUUGUGGAAUCGGAGAGUCGAGUUGUAUAGGGGGAGGCAAGGCCGUCUACUUCUACACGACAAUGUUCUUGCUGGCGCUGGGCGCGGGUGGACUGCGGGGGUCUUUCCCGGCCCUCGGGGCUGACCAGUUCAAUGAGAACGACCCCGAGGAAGCCAAGUCGCUGGCAAGCUAUUUCAAUUGGCUGCUGCUGAGUAUAGUUGGUGGUGCAUCAAUCGGAGUCACAGUUAUCGUUUGGGUUUCUACAAACCACCCUUUGAAAGACAACUGGUGGAAGGGGUUCCUCAUAGUCACCAUUGCCACCUUCUUAGCUUUUGUGGUACUUAUACUUGGGAAACCCUUCUAUCGCCUCAAAAUCCCUAAACACAGCCCACUUGUUAGAAUCGCACAGGUAAUAAUAGUAGCGGUAAAAAAUCGUGGGCUGCCUCAUCCUGAGAACCCUAAUGAGCUCUACGAGCUGAGCAAGAAAGAUUUAGACUCCACAAUUGCAAUAAUUCCUCAUACCCAACAGUUCAGGUGGCUAGACAAAGCAGCAAUCCUAGGGGAGAAAACAGAGGCAACAGAAUGGGAAAUCUGCACAGUGACACAGGUAGAAGAAGUGAAGGUGCUAACAAGGAUGUUACCAAUCAUAGGAAGCACCAUCAUCAUGAACACAUGCCUCGCCCAGCUGCAGACCUUCUCCGUCCAGCAAGGCAACAGAAUGGACACUAAGCUGGGGUCAUUCAAGGUCCCACCGGCCUCAAUCCCGAUCAUCCCCCUCCUCUUCAUGGUCAUCCUCAUCCCCAUAUACGACGCGCUGUUUGUCCCCUUGGCACGCCGCCUCACAGGGCACCCAACGGGAAUCACCCAGCUCCAGCGCGUGGGGGUGGGGCUCGUCCUGUCAGCGGUGUCCAUGUCAGCAGCCGCCCUGGUGGAGGUGAAGAGGAGGCGGCAGUCGCUGGAGAACCCCUUGGCGCCUGUGAGCCUCUUCUGGCUGUCGUUCCAGUACGGUAUAUUUGGGAUAGCGGACAUGUUCACGCUGGUCGGGCUCAUGGAGUUCUUCUACAAGGAGGCGCCCGCCGGGAUGAAGUCGCUGUCCACCUCCUUCACGUGGAUAUCGCUCUCGUUGGGCUACUUCUUGAGCAGUGUGUUGGUGGAGGUGGUGACGGCGGUCACCAAAAGGGUGACGCCGAGUAAAAAGGCGUGGGUGUAUGGCCUGGAUUUGGAUAGGAAUAAGUUGGAUCUGUUUUAUUGGCUUCUUGCUAUUUUGAGUGUCAUCAACUUCUUCCACUAUCUCUUUUGGGCAAUGUGGUACAAGUACAAGACCAACGCCGAUGACAACGGCGGUGUUGUUGUCGUUGAGGCUGCCGGAGAGCCUGAUAAACUUGAUUGACUGUGUUAUAUUUUUUUUUUCUUUACUUUUGUUUUUAUUUGGUUUUAUGUUCAUGAGUUGUCAACGGAUUAUUACAUUGGAAGGUCAUUUGAAAUAAUAACUACAUUUUCUGCAAA
Molecule: messenger RNA, 3700 nt
Organism: Salvia hispanica
Lineage: Eukaryota; Viridiplantae; Streptophyta; Magnoliopsida; Lamiales; Lamiaceae
Product: protein NRT1/ PTR FAMILY 4.5-like
Biological process (GO): transmembrane transport
Cellular component (GO): membrane
Molecular function (GO): transmembrane transporter activity
Source: RefSeq, a predicted model, not a curated record